This is a messenger RNA of Dama dama (fallow deer), 2084 nucleotides long. RefSeq names its product solute carrier family 38 member 8 (gene SLC38A8). The coding region runs from base 36 to 1343 and encodes 435 amino acids. Gene Ontology annotation, biological process: amino acid transmembrane transport. The record is from RefSeq and is a predicted model, not a curated record. The transcript has 11 exons. Gene Ontology annotation, molecular function: amino acid transmembrane transporter activity. NCBI's taxonomy places the organism in Eukaryota, Metazoa, Chordata, Mammalia, Artiodactyla, Cervidae.
GACUGCUGGUCUCCGUGAAGACUGGACUUGGUGCCAUGGAGGGGCAGACCCCAGGAGGCGGAGGCCUUUCAGAAAAGCCGGUCCCCACGGCCACAGGCCCUGGCCUGUCCUCGCUGGGCGCCGUCUUCAUCCUCCUUAAGUCUGCGCUGGGCGCUGGCCUGCUCAACUUUCCGUGGGCCUUCCACAAGGCAGGGGGAGUGGCCCCCGCUUUCCUCGUGGAGCUGGUCUCCCUGGUCUUCCUGAUCAGCGGGCUGGUCGUCCUGGGCUACGCUGCCUCCGUCAGUGGCCAGGCUACCUACCAAGGCGUGGUCGGAGUGCUGUGUGGCCCCGCCAUCGGCAAGCUGUGUGAGGCCUGCUUCAUCGUCAACCUGCUCAUGAUCUCCGUGGCCUUCCUCAGGGUGGUCGGCGACCAGCUGGAGAAGCUGUGGGACUUCCUCCUUUCCGGCGCCCCGCCGGCCCCCCAGCCCUGGUACACCGACGAGCGCUUCACCCUGACCCUGCUCUGCGCGAUGGUCAUCCUGCCCCUCUCCACGCCGCGGGAGAUCGGCUUCCAGAAACACACAAGCAUCCUAGGCACCCUGGCCGCCUGCUACCUGGCCCUGGUCAUCGUGGCGCAGUACUACCUGAGGCCCCAAGACCUCGCCCGUGAGCCCCGCCUGGCGUCCAGUCCCUCCUCAUGGACCUCUGUAUUUAGUGUCUUCCCCACCAUCUGUUUUGGAUUUCAGUGUCACGAAGCCGCUGUGUCCAUCUACUGCAGCAUGCGCCACCAGAGCCUGGGGCACUGGGCGCUGGUCUCCGUGCUGUCCUUGCUGGCCUGCUGCCUCGUCUACUCGCUGACAGGUGUGUACGGCUUCCUGACCUUCGGGACAGGUGUGUCUGCUGACAUCCUGAUGUCCUACCCAGGCAGCGACGGGGUCGUCAUUGUUGCCCGGGUCCUGUUCGCUGUGUCCAUCGUGACCGCCUACCCCAUCGUGCUCUUCCUGGGAAGGUCGGUGAUGCAGGACUUCUGGAGGCGGGGCUGUGGUGGGGCUUGUGGGCUGCGGGCCCUGGCCGAGCCCUCGGGGCCAUGGGUCCGGGUGCCGCUGACCGUGCUCUGGGUCGCUGUGACGCUCGCCAUGGCCCUGUUCCUGCCUGACCUCAGCGAGAUCAUCAGCAUCAUCGGUGGCAUCAGCUCCUUCUUCAUCUUCAUCUUCCCAGGUCUGUGUCUCAUUUGUGCGAUCAGCGUGGAGCCCAUCGGACCCCGAGUUAAGUGCUGCCUGGAGGCCUGGGGGGUGGUCUCCGUGCUGGUCGGCGCCUUCAUCUUCGGGCAGAGCACGGUGGCGGCUGUCAUGGAGCUGCUGUGAGGGGCGGCCCGCGGCCGAGCAGGACGGGGGUGGGGGCCCCUGCGGCUGCCUGCAUCCGGCCGUGAGAACCAUGUGACCUCUUCAUAAAGACGCUGGAGAAACUGACUCGUCCGUCCUUCCCAGGCUGCGCCUCCUGGCUUCUGCUGGGUCCCGGGGUGUCUGGUGCGGUGGUGAGAGGUGGCGUAGGCCCUGCACGUGACCACAGACCGGGGGCUUCAGGCCAGAGCGGCGGGAGCUCUCGGUCUGGAGCCUGGGAGUCUGGGGUCAGGGUGUGGGCAGGGCCACGUGCCCUCCCCGCCUGCUGCCUGCAGCCCCUGGUGCCCGCUGGCCACCGUGGUGCUCCUGGGGUGUCUGCACCCCCCAUCUCAGCCUCCAGCUCCCUGUGUGUCCACGUGUCCCUCUUAGAGGGCCCAGGGUCCUCAUUCGAUAUGACCUCAGUUACUUACUUGGGAUGUGCAAAGAGCCUGUUUCCAAGUAAGGUCACAUUCACUGUUUCCUGGGGUUAGAACUGCAGCUUAUGUUUCUGGGGGACACAGUUCACCCUAUAACUUGGAGUAGGUGCUGAAGUCCAGGGAACCCUGCUUUGGGGUGUUGGGGUCAAAGACAUGAGGUGAUGGCAUGGCUCAGUGGACGAGAGCCCAGGGGGGCUGGGGGUGGCACCUGCUGGGGAGAUUUGGGGUGCCAUCUGUUGGGGAGGGCAGGGCACUCAAGCUGGUGCUCAGGCCAGGGCACGGGGGACCC